Molecule: messenger RNA, 1032 nt
Organism: Rotaria sp. Silwood1
Lineage: Eukaryota; Metazoa; Rotifera; Eurotatoria; Philodinida; Philodinidae
Source: the annotation of a GenBank genome assembly
AUGUCAACGAAUACAUUAAAUGAAAAUUUUCACAAAUUUCUUAAAACUAUUUAUGAUUGGCCGGAGUCAACAAUAAACAAAAAUGUUCUUAUUCAAAUGCUUGAAAAAUUAUGUCAUGAAAACUCUGAUUUAGAACAUAUUUACCAAGAAGUAUUAGCACCACAACUAGAUCAGCAAUCUUCAAAUCAUAAUAUCGAUGGAAAUUCUCUAGUACAACCAACAGAAAUGCAUACUAAACAACCAGCUGUUCAAAAUGUUGUUAAACCAUCGAAUUUUAGCAAUUGUCAAUCAACAAUAAAUGAAGAUUCUCAUGUUGAAAAAGUAUCAAACCCUUUACUAAAUAUUCUUCCAAGUAAUAAAUUAGUUAAGGAAGGAAAUUUAACUGUUAGAAAAGGUUCUACAAUUUUAUCACCUUUAUUAAAAAAACAUGGAUCAAAAACAAUUGUUUAUUGUGAAUUAUCAUACGAAUAUUGUCAUAAUGAAAAAAUUGUUUAUCUAGUUGUUUAUGAAAAUCGAAAAAGUCGAAAAUUUUUAUAUAAAUUUAUCAUAGAUCUUAAUUGUACAUUUGUUUAUGAAAAUAAAAGAGAUUUUCAAUAUAAACAUGACUCAGGAAUUGAAAAAUUUACAACUGAAACAGGUACUGCAGAUACAUGGAUUUCAUCUUUACGUGAAACUUUAUCCCGAGAAAAUGCCAAUGAAAUUUAUGAAAAUCCUGACGAAAUUACUAUUACAUCGGUAAAACCAUCUUGUUCUGAACCAAUACUUGAUAUUCCUAAACGACCGCCACCUCGACCAAUAAAUUCGAUUUCACCUGAAAAUAUCUAUGUUUGUCUGUAUGGUCAUUGUCGAACAACUAAUGACUCUUAUGAACUUGAAUUUAAUUGUGGUGAUCUUUUAUAUAUAAUCAAUAAAGAUGGACCAACAUUUUAUAUUGGUCAUCAAUUAAAACUUCCAUUAAAUAAUUAUGAACAAUCACCAAUAGGUCUUGUUUAUAAAAAUUAUAUCAGACCAGCAUAUGAAAAAGUUCAAUAA